Molecule: messenger RNA, 3042 nt
Organism: Annulohypoxylon maeteangense
Lineage: Eukaryota; Fungi; Ascomycota; Sordariomycetes; Xylariales; Hypoxylaceae
Product: Pkinase-domain-containing protein
Exons: 4
Coding region: 172-2727 (851 amino acids)
Biological process (GO): protein phosphorylation; regulation of MAPK cascade; intracellular signal transduction
Cellular component (GO): cytoplasm
Molecular function (GO): protein serine/threonine kinase activity; ATP binding
Source: RefSeq, a predicted model, not a curated record
AGUUUAUCGAAUUAAUUAGAAUACAACGAACCCACUCGUCCCGUCUUCGAUCACCUGCCUCCCACGAUUUUCAACCUUCUCUCGAUAUCGCAAGCGGGGAACACAGACUUCGGAGUCUAUCAGUCCAAUCCCAGUUGUACCCCGACAACCGUCUACACUACCGGCCAGUUUAUGAACCCAGGCCCUGCCCCGCGACCGCCAAUGGACCGGCCUCGUCUCAAUCUUACACCCAGCACUAAUUAUCCCGGCAGCAUGAAUUCUAGUAUGACGAACGUGGUCUCGUCGCCUAUUACGCGCACUGCCACCUCUACAUACACAGGGUCUACCAUAUCUUUACCUCUCGCCCGCGAGCGAUCCAACCAGACGGAUGGCAUGGGAGGCGUUGCGGUUAUAAAAGAGGGUUGGGCCAACGUGAAGGAGAGCAGGAAUUUCAUCCAACCAUGGAAACAAAAAUAUCUUAUUCUGCGCAAGGAAGCGCUUGAUUUCCACAAAACUGAAGGUGGAAAAGUUUCUUAUACUCUAUUCCUAAAAGACGUCCUAAAUGUCGGACGAGUCGAGGCUGCGGGCACUAUCUUCGAGAUCAAGAGGCAUGCGCAGGGGUCAUCCAACAGUCCCGGAGAUGAUGAUGGUUCGAUUAGGACUUUACAUAUCAAGGUCAAGAGUGAUGAUGAUCUCUAUGACUGGAUUGACCUUCUCUAUGGUCGCUGCCCUACUAUGGGUGGGGUAAGCAAUCCGACCAACUUUUCUCAUGCAGUACACGUUGGCUUUGAUCCACAAACCGGUCAAUUCGUAGGCUUGCCGCCUGAAUGGUCGAAGUUGUUGAACUCUUCCGCCAUCACCAAGGAAGAUUACGAGCGUAACCCCCAGGCCGUGUUCGAGGUUUUGGAUUUCUACUCAGAUCUCACUAAGAGGGCUGAGAACCCUCAGCAAUAUCCAAGUCUCACCCCAACUCCCCCUCCCGCUGGCCAACAGAAUAAGCAGCUUGGAUAUGGCGGUGGCGGUGGCGCUUCUGUUGCGCCUCCUCGUCCCAUGCCACCUUCGCAACGCAGCUACAGUAACAUGUCACAACAGCAAGGUACUCCUCCGCCUCGACCGAACCCCCCGGAGAUGUCACAAAGACCGCCGGUGCAGAGUGUUGGCGGCAGCUAUGGUCCAUCCCCUAAUGCGGAGCGCGAAGAACAACUGAAAAAGCAACGAGAGAUGCAGCAGAGACAGCGUGAAAUUGAGGAGCAGAAUCGGCGUGAUCUGGAAGCCUAUAAUGCUUCGAUUCCCCAAAAGAAAGUGCCUAUGGCCCAGCAAGAGAUCGGUGGUGGUGGUGGAUAUGGAAGUCCUGGCUCGCAAGAUCGCUACAAUCCUACUCGAGCAGCACCACCCGCUCCUAAAUCAAGCAACCAACAAGUCAACGGCCUCCGCGCUCAACGACCUGCUCCGCCGGCGCCUAACUCUGGAUCUGCGUCUGCUAACAGGCCUCCACUUUCUUCUCAGACCAGCGCAGGCUCCGUUUCAACUUCGCGCGAUCCUCAGUCUAACCAAGCGCAACGAAUGCCACCGCGGAACGACCAACAAGCGCCUCGGUACCCGAACAAUGCCAAUAGCCCGCAGCAACCUCGAACGAAUGGCCAAUCUCAGAACCCGGCGAUGGCACGUAUGCCCGCUCCUGUUAAGCCUCUAAAUGUGCCGGCAAAGCCCACUCCACCCCAGCAGAAUGACGGUGUGAAGGCCGCAGAGGCUGCUCUUACGGCCAAGCCAUCGGCAUCCGAAAGGAAGCAAGAUGUUCGCAUGUCUACGAUGUCCGAGAAGGAGGUCAUGCAAAAACUGAUUGAAGUCGUCUCGAAGGAUGAUCCCAAUCUAUCAUACUCGAAGCAAAAGAAGAUUGGACAGGGUGCUUCCGGUUCAGUUUACGUGGCCAAGGUUAAAGAGGGUGCUGUCUCUUCAGUUGCUCGGGAGGUUCUCCGGUCUCAAGGAUCCAGGGCUCAAGUUGCUAUUAAGCAGAUGGAUCUAGCGCACCAACCGCGCAAGGAGCUUAUCGUCAACGAAAUCAUGGUCAUGAAGGACAGCAAGCACAGAAACAUUGUCAACUUCCUCGACGCUUUCUUACGUAACAACAACGCUGAAUUAUGGGUUGUCAUGGAAUAUAUGGAGGGCGGUGCUUUGACAGAUGUCAUUGACAACAACCCGGUCAUUACCGAAGAACAGAUCUCGACGAUCUGCCUUGAGACUUGCCGUGGAUUGCAACACUUACAUUCCCAGAACAUUAUCCAUCGUGAUAUCAAGAGCGACAACGUUCUUCUAGACGCUCGCGGAAAUGUGAAGAUUACCGAUUUCGGUUUCUGCGCGAAACUUACCGAGACCAAAUCCAAACGAGCAACCAUGGUCGGAACUCCUUAUUGGAUGGCUCCUGAAGUCGUCAAACAGAAGGAGUACGGCCCGAAGGUUGAUAUCUGGUCGCUCGGAAUUAUGGCCAUCGAGAUGAUCGAGUCCGAACCACCAUAUCUUAACGAAGAGCCUCUGAAGGCCCUUUACCUUAUCGCAACCAACGGCACGCCGCGCCUGAAGAAACCAGAGAAGCUGAGCAAGGAGCUCAAAGCCUUCUUAUCGGUCUGCUUGUGUGUCGACGUCAAGAGUCGUGCUUCGGCGGAUGAGCUGUUGCAGCACGACUUCUUGAAGCACGGUUGCCCACUCGGAAGCCUCUCCGAACUACUUGCUUUCCGGAGGAACGCCAAAUAAACGCUUAUUUAAUAACGAUACCCUAUUCCUUAAUUGCAUCCCUUCGCCCUGAGGAUGAUCCGAGAGACGAAAAAUGAUGAGUUGAGCGGCUGCUCGUCGAAUCCCAUAUACCCCCCGGAGGCAGCGGUCUUUGGGAGGUCCCAAAUCAUCUGGGGUCAUAAAAUUUGCAUGAAAGAGUUGGUCGCUAUUUGAAACACAUAGAUGGGGCUUUCACUUAAUAUGCUAUGGAUAUGCGGCGCAUUCAUUCAAUAAAGGCUGCGCGUAUUAUCGGACGUCGUAACGCGGAUGUGUUACGAGGUCACACCAAUAAAGAUA